AUGUCCGAGAGUAAUCUGGACACGGAAUCGGGCAAGACCUCCAACGAGGGCCUUCGUGCGGAAGCUGACGAAAGCCCUCGCGACGGCGACCCCUCACCUUUGCCGCCAUCGGGGGACAACGUGAUGUACGACGUGGAAAUAGACAGCGUGGAGGAUCGGUCGCUUAGCGGCGAUGAGGACGUGCAUCUAGGCGAAGACGUAGAAAACGGUGGAGGAAGCCAGAUAGAGGAAGCAGCGGAGGAACCUGAGAAUGAUGUCAUGUGCGCAAAGGAGGACGCCACGACAGAGGAAUACCCGAGGAGCCCGGACGUCACCAGUAACGGAGACCUAGACGGGAGUCCGGAGGAGGACGUCUUUGGCGAGGACUCUUCCUCCGGAGGGCUGGCAGUUACGGACCUCCGCCUCCCAUCCUCCAACUAUGCCCCCACGUCGGAAGUCGUCAUCCAAUCAGAAGCGAGCCAAAGGCAGCCGGUGAGCGGGGCGCUGGUCUUGUCUGAAGACGUCAAGAGUCCGACAAUGGAGAAACUAGAUCUGGUCAGAAAGUGGAGCAUCAACACGUAUAAAUGCACGCGGCAGAUCCUGUCGGAGAGGCUGGGUCGCGGCUCCAAGACGGUGGACCUGGACCUGGAGGCCCGGAUCGAGGUGCUGCGCGACAACAAGCGCAAGUACCAGCACCUCAUCAAGCUGGCGCAGACGCUGGCCGCCCAGCUGGCGCCCGUAUUGCGUACGCAGAAGCAGCUGGGCGACGCGUUCGCCGACCUGAGCCUCAAGACGCCCGAGCUCCACGAGGAGUUUGCGUUCAACGCCGAAACCCAAAAGCUUUUGUCAAAAAAUGGCGAGACGUUGCUGAGCGCCAUAAACUUCUUCAUCGACAGCGUCAACACUCUGGUGGACAAAACCAUCGAGGACACCAUCAUCAACAUCAAGCAAUACGAGCUCGCCAGGGUGGAGUAUGACGCGUACCGCACGGAUCUGGAGGAGCUGAACCUGGGUCCGCGCGACGCCACCACGCUGCCCAAGAUAGAGCUGGCGCAACAGCACUACCAGACGCACCGCGACAAGUACCAAAAAAUGCGCGACGAUGUCUCUGUCAAGCUCAAGUUCCUGGAGGAGAACAAGGUGAAGGUGUUGCACAAGCAGCUGAUGCUCUUCCACAACGCGGUGGCCGCCUACUACUCUGGCAACCAGCAGCAGCUGGAGCAAACUCUGCAGCAGUUCCACAUCAAGUUGAAAGCGGGCGGCGCCCAGCGGCCAUCUUGGCUGGAGGAGCACUGA
Molecule: messenger RNA, 1275 nt
Organism: Nerophis lumbriciformis (worm pipefish)
Lineage: Eukaryota; Metazoa; Chordata; Actinopteri; Syngnathiformes; Syngnathidae
Source: RefSeq, a predicted model, not a curated record